Naegleria gruberi is the source of this 2820-nucleotide messenger RNA. RefSeq lists its product as uncharacterized. The record is from RefSeq and is a predicted model, not a curated record. Gene Ontology annotation, molecular function: protein binding. The coding region runs from base 1 to 2781 and encodes 926 amino acids. Lineage: Eukaryota; Heterolobosea; Eutetramitea; Acrasida; Naegleriidae. The transcript has 2 exons.
AUGCCACCACGAACAGCAAGACGUAAAAAGGCCAAGACAAAAGCAGAUUCAUCUGAUGAUCACGAGGAGGAGGAACGUAAGCAAGAGGAAGAAGUAGAGGAGGAUGAUAGAGUGGUGAUUGAAGUGGAGGAUGAUUCUGAUUAUAAGGAAAAGACCAAGAGGAAGAGAAAGAAAAAGAAUGAUGAUUCGGAAAAGCCAAAGAAGAAGAAUAAGAAGUCUUCUGCAUCAUCGUCAUCAAAUGUUGAGGAGGAAGAAGCUGAAGAACCAAAGAAAAAGAAAUCAAAGAAGAAGGAUAAAACUGAUGAAGAGGAGGAGGCCAAUGAUAAAUCAACACCACUUGAUGAAAAUACAGAACAGUAUGAUAUGAUGGAUGUAAAAGAAGAGGAGGUUGAAGUAUCCUUGGAUUCAAUCAAAUUUGAUAAUGAAUUUACGAUGCAAGCUGUUAAUCACGUAAAGGAAUCAAUUGCUUUUCUUGAUUCUGUGGAAUUAAAUUAUCCAAGCCUUCCAUCAGCAGAACGUCAAGGCAUUAUAACAAUCUUGAAACAUUUGCAAAACAAGGUUGCAAAAUUGGGUGAUCUGUGCAAAUCAGCAGAGUUAUUACUAUUCCGUGGAAAGAAUCAUGAUAUGAGUGAGUAUGGAUUAUUGAACACUGUUCAAUUGCCAGAGAUUUGGUCUACUGUUUUCUCCUUUUUAGACUUUUCUGAUUUUCUUAAAGCUUCUCAAGUUUGCAAAACAUGGCACACUGCUAGCUCGCAUCCAUGUGCUCUGAGCUGUUUUAAUUUGGAUUUUGAUGCAGACUACUCAGUAUUGCAUUUUGUGGAAAUUUAUAAGAAGUACAUUUCUUGGAGAUUGGAAAAUAUUUAUACAGUUUGGGACAUUCCUCAAAGGCUAAUUAAAUGGUUUGCCUCGAGUGGUGUUGUCUUUCCAAAUGCCAAAUACAGAGAUGCCAAAUAUAGAGUUGCUUGGGAUGAUUCAAGUAUUGAAACCAAUGACUCUGACAUUGCACAGGUUUUCCCUAAAAUCAACAAGUCAAUAUUUGAACCAGAGUUCAUCUCACUUUGGGGAUUCCUCGACAUUAGAUCUUCAAGCAAGAAAACCAUUCCGACUGGUACUAAUAUUGCAAAACUUUUCGACAAGCAUGUUGAAUUUGAAGAUCCUGCAAGCAUUGAGGAGUUGGUCAUUUUGAAAGUUGAUGAAUCUAAAUUGCCCGAAUUUGAAAAUCUAAAGAGAUUGGAUCUAUCUCUCCUAUUGAGAAUGAAAGAAACUGAAGACAUGACAUAUUGUUUCAAAUCUAAAAAGUUGACAAAACUUUGUGUUACCUACUCGGUUUUCUUUGAUGAAAUGCUACCAGUGGUUGCCAAUUUGGAAAAUAUCAAAUCUUUAAAGUUAGUGGAUUCAGCAUCAUAUAGGAAGGGUUGUACCAUUGUUUCUGAACUUAAUAGAUUCAAGAAUUUGAUUGAAUUAGAAAUGGAAACACUAAACGAGUCAGACCUUAUUCAAUUCCCGUCAACUAUUCGUAAAUUAAAAAUUGGAAAGAUUACAGAAAAGAAUGCCAAAAUUUUCCCUCUCCUUGUAAAUAUUGAAGAAUUACACACUACUGAACAAGUUCUUUCCCAUAUCAAUCUUAUAAGAUUACCCAAUUUGAAAACUCUCCUAGUUUAUAACAAUUCCUCAAACCACAACAAGCAAGUUACAAUUGAGUCCUCAACUCUGGAAAAUAUCUGUCUUUUAACCUAUAAUUCUAUUACUAUCAAGUGUCCAAACUUGUAUGACUUGAGAUUAGGACCUGGAUUGAAAGGAGGAUCUGAUUCAGUCUACAUUAAGAGCAACCAGUUGACAAACUUUACAUUGGAACGUGAUAUUCAAAUGUUGAGUAUACAAGGACCAAACUUUGUGGCAGAUGGAACAAUACUAGACAGGGUGAAAAAUAUUGUAGAUUUGGAAUGUCCACUUAUUGACAAAGCCUAUGUCAACUCUCUCUCCUCAAUUAAUCAAGGAGAUAGUUUUAGAACUCUAUUGACAAAGCAAAUCAAGACUCUUACCAUAUCUGUCAGCUAUUUUGAAUUGUUCAAUACUAAGACUGAAAUUCAACGAUUGACAAUAACAAAUUGGAAAAGUAAUCAAACAAUAUCAGCAGCCAAGAUGAAUAUUUAUAGACAAAAUGUACAUAACUACAAGACAUUAGAAAUUAUUAAUUGCUCUGUGGAUGUUGUAAAUCUACUGAACUCUAUUUUCAAGGAUAGUACUAGUUUGGAAUCUCUGAGAAUUCAAGACACCAGCUAUGAUACUGAGUAUUUUGAUUCCCUUUCUGACCCUACCAAUUAUCCAAAUAUGAAAUCAUUGUCAUUGUGCAACAUUAGCAGCUUAAAGCCACAAAACGGCACCAAAUUUUUAAAGGGAUGUGAUAAAAGGCCCCUACUGACAAGAAUUGAACUCCAAUACAGAUCAUCCUACAAGAAAAAGUUUGGCACCUACAUUCCAAUUCACUGUACAAGUUAUAUUGGCCAACUCUCUGGAUGUGUGAAUACCAGUGCUCUUCCAAAUCUUACCCAUUUAACAAUUACAUCAGGAGGCAUGUCAUUCAUUGAUUAUUCAGCAUUUAAUUAUUUCCCAAACUUGAAAUUCUUACAUUUUUCUCAAUUAUCUUAUUUGGAUAGUUCCAUGGCAGGUUCAGAGAAAAUUUUGGACUAUUGCAAAAAUUUGGAAACUGUAAUUUCAUUGUUUAAUGUACCAAAAGAGUUCCACGAAAAGAAGGAAAUAACAGUUGUAGAAAAUGUAUAAAUUGGAAAAUGUUCAAAUAAAUAACAUUUCCAAAUUUGU